UCGGCUUUUGGUGGGCUGGCGUACAAUUUUUCGCGGUGAUAAGGUACACUCGACUAAUCCAUCCCUCUCGAUUUGUAAGAUCUCAAUGACGUGCUAGCACGGUACAGCAUUAAACGCUUACAAUAUCACAAUAUAUACUCGAGUAUCUAUAUCUAUAUAUACAUACAUAGUAAUUGCUUGCUAUCAAUUCAUCUUCUUCUCACAAUAACACAGCAUAGGUAAUUUACAUACACAUACCUACAUACUCCCACAGCAGUUGUGGGAUUACAGUUCUUCAAAACGAUCAAAGCACACUUCACAAGAUCACUACUACGACCCUUGAAAGUCCAACCUCGGAUUUUAUACCGACAAUUCAAUAUCAUGACUACCGCCGCGCCUAUUCACAAUAUACCUGCCCACAACCUCUCACCUUCGUCAAGAAUUGAAGUUGCUGGACAAGUAAAUAUUAAAGACAGUAGCUUUGUUCCUCGCGGGGACACAACUGUUACCGUCAACUAUUUCAGGCCACCAGAAGAUGGCUCUGUACCCUUCCAGUACGUCGAAAAGCCACCUCCAGGUCAACCGGAGCGCAAUUUCGGUGAAUUUGACAUCCAAAUCCCAAUCACCGAUAUCCGCGGUGAGGAAUCCCAAUACAACCUCGACAAGGAUGCAUUCGAGGUGAUUCUCGGAGUCCCGGAGUCUGCGGAAAAAGAAUUCCGGGAUGAUGAAUCGAUAAAACAAAACUAUUAUCCCGAAGUCGAGAAAUUGGUCUUGGAUAAUGUGCCAGGCUCGAAUAAGGUGUUUAUCUUCGAUCAUACGGUUCGUCGCUCGGAUCCUAAUUCUCAUCGGCGUCCAGUGGCAAGAGUCCAUAUCGAUCAAACUCUGAAAUCGGCUAAACAACGUGUACAACGUCAUUUGCCGGAAGAAGCAGAGAAACUCCUUCAAGGUCGAUAUAGAAUCAUAAAUGUGUGGCGUCCAAUCAAUGGUGUGGUUCAGGGUAACCCACUUGCAUUUGCCAGUUCCGCAAGCACGAGUGACGAAGAUGUUGUUCCGGUGGAACAUAGAUAUCCUACUACAACGGGUGAAACGGCAGGUAUCAGAUAUAACGAGGGACAGAAAUGGCAUUAUUUGUCAGGAAUGAAGAAUGAUGAGAGGUUAUUGCUAGAGUGUUUUGAUAGUGAGUCUUUGAAGCCUGGUACCAAGGUUCAGGGUGGUAGGGUUCCACAUACUGCUUUUGUUGAUCCUAGAACGCCGGAGGGUGCAAAGGGUAGAGAGAGUAUCGAGGUUAGAUGUUUGGUUUUCGGACCUUAGGAUUGAUCUUGUAAGAUUACCAUAUAGGCAAUAGAGGGUUUGGGCAUGGAGUUAUUGUUUAGCAUGGUAUUUUGACAUAUAAAAUAUUAAGUAACCAAAUUAUUCUCCGUUGUUUUAAGUGAAUGCUUAGUGAUUCGCAUACGAGUCCGUAACGGCUAUUUAAAAAGAUCACUAAAAUAUGAUAUAUUCUUCCGGCCAAAACAGCGAUAUACAAUCAGUGCACUCACUUAUUGUA
Messenger RNA from Sclerotinia trifoliorum, 1525 nucleotides. NCBI's taxonomy places the organism in Eukaryota, Fungi, Ascomycota, Leotiomycetes, Helotiales, Sclerotiniaceae. The record is from the annotation of a GenBank genome assembly.